This is a messenger RNA of Nerophis ophidion (straightnose pipefish), 3973 nucleotides long. Its product is annotated as AFG3-like protein 1. NCBI's taxonomy places the organism in Eukaryota, Metazoa, Chordata, Actinopteri, Syngnathiformes, Syngnathidae. Gene Ontology annotation, molecular function: zinc ion binding; ATP-dependent peptidase activity; metalloendopeptidase activity. The transcript is spliced from 17 exons. The record is from RefSeq and is a predicted model, not a curated record. Gene Ontology annotation, cellular component: membrane; m-AAA complex. Gene Ontology annotation, biological process: mitochondrial protein processing; protein-containing complex assembly. Bases 68 to 2494 code for a protein of 808 amino acids.
UUCUUGCUUGGCGGUGUGUGUGGAUGUCAGUGUACCAGAUUGAAGCCCGCACAGGGGUCGUAACACCAUGGGGCUCUUCGCUGUCAGUGUCGGCCCCUUUCGGAACCGAGUCCGGAAUGUUCGGACAUGGAGUCGACUUUUUGCAUCCAUUUCAGCAACUUGUCGAUAUGGCGGGGCUCUCGCGCGGAAGACAUCACUGAUCCAGAGGCAAUGUUCAGGACUGCACCAAAACAGAUGUCAUUUUAUUCGUUUACUCAACUCAGCCAAACCACCCAGAGGGUUUGAAAAGUUCUUCCCAAAAAGUACAGGGACCACGGGUGCCGACAAAUCCGCUGACAAUGCAAAAAAUAAGGAACCUUUUGGUAAACAACAAGGGGAGAUGGACAGCAAGGGCAAUGAAGGUCAAAGAGGAGGAAAAAAGGAGGAAGAACCAGAUUGGUGGGCACGUUUUCAGAAUGAUUUUCCAUUGGAUGAAAAAACGCUAAGGAACCUUGCAAUUGGCGCAGCUGGCAUGGCUUCUGCAUUUCUCUACUUUUACUUUCGGGAGACUGGCAUCCAGAUCUCCUGGAAAGACUUUGUGCACCAGUACUUGAGCAGAGGUUUGGUUGAUCACCUGGAAGUUGUCAAUAAACAAUAUGUCAAAGUCAUUCCAGCGCAUGGUGUGAACAAAUCUGAUGUGAGCUAUUUAUGGUUCAACAUUGGUAGCGUGGACUCAUUUGAGAAUAACCUGGAAGCAGCACAGCAGGAACUAGGUUUGGACUCCAGUUUCAGAGUACCUGUCUUCUACACCAGUGAGAGUGAUGGCCUAUUCUCUGCCCACACCACCUCCCCAAGGACGCUGUUUUAUAGCGUCUUCCCAACCUUACUACUAGUUGGCUAUUUCAUUGCGACUCGGCUGGGCCCGAUGGUGGGGCCCCGUGGCGGAAGAGGCCGAGCAAACCCCUUCAAAAUGAGUCAGUCCAAAGCCAAGAUAAUCAAAAACGACAAUGGUGUGGGAUUUAAGGAUGUCGCAGGUUGUGAGGAAGCCAAACUAGAGAUUUUGGAGUUUGUCAACUUCCUAAAAAACCCUCGACAGUACCAGGAGCUCGGAGCCAAGAUCCCCAAGGGUGCAAUAUUGUCGGGUCCACCCGGAACAGGAAAGACCUUGCUAGCUAAGGCCACUGCAGGAGAAUCUAAAGUUCCUUUUAUCACUGUCAGCGGCUCAGAGUUCCAGGAAAUGUUCGUUGGCGUGGGCGCUGCAAGGAUGCGAGAUAUGUUUGCCAUGGCACGUAAAAAUGCCCCCUGCAUUCUCUUUAUUGAUGAGAUUGAUGCGGUGGGCAGAAAGAGGGGAAAAGGAAACUUGGCAGGACACAGUGAACAAGAAAACACUCUAAACCAGUUACUAGUCGAAAUGGACGGCUUCAACAGUAGCACCAAUGUAGUUGUUUUGGCUGGUACCAAUCGUGUCGAUGUCCUGGAUCCCGCCCUGAUGAGGCCGGGACGCUUUGAUCGACACAUAUACAUUGGUCCUCCAGAUAUAAGAGGCAGAGCUUCCAUCUUUAAGGUGCAUUUGAGACCUCUUAAGUUGGAACCUAGUAUAAAAGUUGAAACAUUAGCCAAAAAGUUGGCUGCAUUAACUCCAGGUUUUACUGGGGCAGACAUUGCAAAUGUCUGUAAUGAGGCCGCACUAAUAGCGGCACGCCAUCUACACCAGCAUAUCAACUCCAAGCACUUUAAACAGGCCAUUGACCGGGUCAUUGGAGGUCUAGAGAAAAAAUCUCAGGUAUUGCAGCUUCCAGAACGGACCAUUGUGGCCUAUCACGAGGCUGGACAUGCUGUGUCUGGCUGGUUUCUAGAACAUGCAGACCCGCUUUUGAAGGUGUCUAUAGUUCCCAGAGGAAAGGGUCUGGGUUAUGCUCUGUAUCUACCUAAGGAGCAGCACCUCUUCACACAAGAGCAGCUCUUUGACAGAAUGUGCAUGAUGCUUGGGGGCCGUGUGGCUGAACAGGUUUUUUUUUGUCGGGUCACCACGGGAGCGCACGACGACCUACGUAAGGUCACACAGUCUGCGUAUGCACAGGUUGUGCAGUUUGGAAUGAGCGAGGCAGUGGGUCAGAUGUCUUUUGAGCUCCCCCAGCUGGGGAACAUGGUGACAGAAAAGCCCUUCAGUGAGCCUACAGCUCAACUCAUAGACCAAGAAGUUCGCCAGCUCAUUGACUCUGCCUUCCAGAGAACACUUCAGCUCCUCACUGAGAAAAAAGCAAUGGUGGACAAGGUGGCCAAACGUCUCCUAGAAAGAGAUAUUCUAGAAGAGGCUGACAUGGUGGAGCUACUGGGGCCGCGUCCUUUUCGAGAGAAUUCCUCUUAUGAGGAGUUUGUGGAGGAGCUCGGGGAUCUGGAGGAAGACACCACACUCCCUGAGGGGCUGAAGAACUGGAACAAACGGGACAAUAAACAACCGCAGCAGGAACAAAACAAAUCUGCUGUUUUCUUGAUACAUUGUCAAGAGAAAUAAGCUUCUGGAUUCACAGAGAGGUGAACUGCCGCCUGUUUUUUUUUUGGUCAACACAAUGGUGAUCAUGAUAUGUGCAAUUGUUUUGUUUUAGUCAAUAACAGCCUAGAUGAGGUUCUAUUUAGAAGCCAUUUUGUAGCAUGAUGUCACUGCCAGUGAUUUAUACCUAUGUUCUACCAUUCAUUCAUUCGUUUACUUUGUUAGUCCCAGAGGGGAAAUUCAUGUUUUUAGCACAAUCCCAUUCAAGAGCAUAUAUUCAGUACAUUACAGGGAGACAAAACAGGAACGCUGACAUGUCAGCUAACUUCCGGCAUCUCUUAAAAAGGUGGGAAAAAAAAUACACGAUGGGCUCCUGGGGAGUGGUUCAGACUGAGGCCAAGAAAAAAAACUCAAUAGCCAUAAGCACACAUAAACAUGUUACAUAGAAUCCACAAAACUUGCAACAGAGGGGAGGGAGUGGGGGCUACCGUGGCAGGCUGCUGCUAUUUAAAACGCUGCUCAGCUGUCCAUCAACCCUAAUAGAUCGAAGCGGUGGUGAAGGCGUGAUGUGGAGGGUAGUGGUGUGUGUGUGUGCAUAUGCCCGAGUGCAGUAAAUAAAUCACCAUGUAUGUAUGUACAGUAUUAGUGCAAGUAUAUGUCUGUCAUUUUAAAAAGCUAUAAUGUACUCAUUGCCUUAAAACACACACACACAAACAUUUCUGUGUACCAGAUGGAGAUGAGUAGGACAAACACGUGCAGACACAUGGGUAUUUCUCAAAUCCACCGAAAACUACUAAUUGUAUUCACUAAACAAAAAUAAAGACAAUCUUUAUAUUGAUAUGAUUGCUCCUUUUAAACCAAAAAAACGAAAUUAUAUGUAGUCAUAUAAAUAGUGUAAGUAAUAAAAGGCUAUUUAGUUUAAUUACAAGAAUAAGUUAUAUACCAUUUUCAUAUGAAAGGUAGCCUUAAAUGAUAAAUGUUGUUAUCUAGUGCUAUAUGGAACAUAACAUUUGAAAAACUUGACACCUUUUUAGAUGCUAAUUCAGGCACUUAUAAGGUUGUGUGUCUAUAAUAAGCUAAUCUUUCUGUUCACGUGUCUGACCAGGCAAUUGCUUUUUAACAAGGUAGCAUUUUAUUAAAUUUAAAUCAUAGGUACUGUGGAAGGUUUCUAUUUGUGUGUGGAGAGUGAUGCAGUGCAAUAAUCUCACUACCUCACAGUUGAUGCUUAUAAAGACAAUUAUAUUUUCAUUUCUGUUCAAGUGUUAUUUAGUCUUAGCUCACAUAAAUUUCUAUAUGAGCAAUAAGAGUUGUAAUGUUUGUACUGGCUGACAAAAUUCAGACAAGUGCCUAUUCAGUGUCAAUGAAAGCUUUUCUUUUUUUAAUGUUUUAACGUUUUUUGUUUAAAAGCGUCACUUCUUGUUGAAUGCAGUAAAAUGUGACGAAAAUGAAGGAAACCAUUUCAAACUAUUGGGAUGCACACAUAUUAAACAUGUUUUAUACUCA